Rhopalosiphum padi (bird cherry-oat aphid) is the source of this 7448-nucleotide messenger RNA. RefSeq lists its product as uncharacterized. The record is from RefSeq and is a predicted model, not a curated record. Gene Ontology annotation, molecular function: protein binding; RNA polymerase II general transcription initiation factor activity. The transcript has 28 exons. Gene Ontology annotation, cellular component: transcription factor TFIID complex. NCBI's taxonomy places the organism in Eukaryota, Metazoa, Arthropoda, Insecta, Hemiptera, Aphididae. Gene Ontology annotation, biological process: transcription initiation at RNA polymerase II promoter. The coding region runs from base 242 to 4672 and encodes 1476 amino acids.
CACCGUCCGCCGUCGCCGCCGCCGCCGCCGCUCAACAGUGUCCGGGCACCGCGUCAGUCGUCGCAAAGCUCGCACAUUGUACGGUCGUCGUUGGCGCCGUACGUUCCGGUGCAACUCUAUUUAGUCAGUCGUCGUCGCCGUCACUGCGGUGGUCGUUCCAGCUGCGGCGCGCACCGUCGUCUCGUAUUCCCCACACGCCCGUCCGGUCCUCGAAAACCGUCGACCGGGCCCUAGGGCCGCAAUGUAUUUCGCCCUGGCCAAGACGCCGGGCGGCCGCCCGACGACCGUCACUACGGCCGCGAUGUCGGAAGACAGCCCGCGGACGUCCGCCGUCCCCGCGCCGUCCGUCUUCUUGCCGCACGCCGAGCCGUCCACGUCCCGGGGCGUCGGCACGAGUCCGGCCGCGUCGCCGGGCCCCGAAGCCGACGGCCACGAGCAACACGUCGACGGGCCGCAGUGCACGCUCGAGGACUACGACAUGUCGUCGGACGACGAAUACGUGAGGUCCGGGUCCACGUUCAGCGUCGCGCUGGGCCAGUACGUUUUCCAGAGGAACUUGAUCGAAGAUACAUUUACUCCACCCCAAGAUAGCAAAGCUGUUAUCGAAUAUGUGAAUUUGAAGUUUGUUGAAAACAAUUUUAGAUCAUUGGGGCUCGAUCAAAUGUUUGAUAAGAAUAAUAUAAUGCAAGCUGAACAAGAAUUUGAUUCGUUUGAAAUAUGGUUCUCUCGCGUGAGGGAGUUUGCUGUUGAUAGAGAAUUUAUCAGAGAUCUACGUCUACCAUUGUUCUGUCAUCUUUAUUUGAAUCUAUAUGUUCCACGAAAUCAUAACCGUUUACAGGCAUUAUUGAAAAAAUUUGAAUAUUUGUUUACAAGUCCUAGAGGAGUUGUUUAUCUACAGGAAUUGAAAACUGUUACAAAUGUCUUAGAUUUAUCACCUCGACUUGCAUAUUUCAGGCGAAAUAAAUUUGUAUACGGUGUCUCUCCUAUGUUUAUAAGCAAUCUUUAUGAUUUUUUUCAUCCUCAUUUCAUGCUCAAAGUGGUGUUUCAAGAAUGGUUUGAUAUUAACUAUACUGCUUAUGAAGAUCCAAGAAUAAUAUUUGAUGAUUAUUAUGCAAAUAAUCUAGUACGAGUAAAUAAUCUAGACAAAGCAAAUGCUCCGAAACAAAAUAAUAAUGUUGUUGUCAAUAAACCUGUAUUAUGUAAAAAAACACUGAAUUCAGCUCAAAAUAAGAACAACAAUCGAAAAGUCAAUAAUUCUGAAAAUGAUUUUUACAAUAAUCAACGCCCUUCUACAAGUAAAGAUUUUGUUGGACAUCAAACCUCUAGCUCCAGUCAUCAAGGAUCCAAUUCUAGAAAAUUUGCUAACAAAGAUGUUGAAGAUCCACAAAACAAUUUAACAAAUUCAGAACUAGAUGAAUCUACUGAAAAUUCUGAACAGUCUUCAUUGGAGGAUCAUUGCGUAGAACCAAGAUCUAGACGAUCAAAGAAGAAAAAUUUCAAAAGAAAACAUAUGAGACGUAACAGAGACAAUACUUCAUCAUAUGAACGAGAAUCAAGAAGACUCAAGAAAUUUUGCGGAGAAAAGUAUGAUGAUACCAGUUCACAAAAUAAAUCAACAAGUCAUCAAGAAAAUUCAAAAUUGUCCGAAGAAUCAUCUAGAGAAGGACAAAGUUCAUCUAACCAGAAAGAAGUUGAAGAAGAAAGAAUAAUAUUACGGAUCUCAAGAAAGUCUAACAAAUUAAGCGUUAUUGUUAGUAAUGAGAAGAAAGAACCUAAUGAUUCCAAAAAUCCUAUGUUGGAGAAAUCAAGCGAAGAACAAAUAUCAAAUGAUGGGAAAAAGUCUCGUAAUCUCCGAAAAAAACAUAAAUCAAGAGGCAAAAAAAAAUCGAAUGAAAUAUCAAAUGAUGAGGAACAAUUGCGGAAGAAAAUUAAAUCAAGUGACAGAAGUAAAUCUACUAGUGAUGAAAAUAGUCGUUUAUGUGAAAAAUCAUCUGAAGUAUCUGAUAAUGAAGAAAAAAAGUAUAAAAGACAAAAGAAAAGUAGUAGAAGCAAAUUUACAAGUGAUGAUAGUAACAUGCAAAUGAGUGAAAGCUUAUCUGAAGUAUCCGACAAUGAAGAAAAAAACUUUAAACGACAAAAAAAAAGUGGCAAAAGCAAAUCUUCCAGUGACGAUAAUAUGAAUAUGAGUGGCUUGUCUGAUAUAUCAAACGAUGGUGAACAAAAGCAAAAACAGCAAAAUAAAAGAAGCAAAAGCAAAUUUACCAGUGAUGAUGAUAAUCAUACAUCUGAAAUAUCAAGUGAUGAAAAGAAUUUUAAAAAACCACAAAAGAAACAAAAAUUAAGAGGCAAUAAAAAAUUUGACAAUUAUACAGAUGAUAGUAAUUUAUCUGGAAGCUCGCCUGAAGUCUCAAGUGAUGACGAAAUUUCAAGCAGUAACAAUGAAAAUCAAAAAUCAAAAAACAGAAGAAAAUAUAAACACUCUGAUAAUAAUAGUAAUCUGAGUGGAAGUUCAUCUGAAGAUUUUUUGGAGGAUUCCAGUUCAUUGAAUUCAUCUUAUGAUGAAGAAAUUAUGAUGCAUAAAUUUGUUAGACAUGACAAAAAGUCAGCUCAACAUUUACGUUAUGAAACUUCACGUCGUUUGAAACACAUAAACAUUACUAAAAUUGAUUUGAAAAACCUUGAUGAAGAUUGGUUUCUACGUACUACUAAACAAAUAGUCUUGAAAAAUUGUAGCAAAUUAUCGUGUUCUAUUUUGACUUCUGAUCUAAAGUUGGUUGCUGCUGGUUCAUUAGAUUCUUUAAUUUAUUUAUGGGAGAGAUCUACUCAACAAUCUGUACCGGAAAAAACUCCUGAUAUUCUACAUACCAUUGGAAAUAUAAAUCCCAGCAAUUUUACAUCAUCAAUACAAGGAAACAAUUUGAUGGAAUAUUUGGACAAAAGUACAGCCUUUGUAUUACGUGGACAUGGUGGACCUAUAUUUGAUUUAGCUGAAUUACCAUCAGCUAAAAUCCUUCUCAGUGCAUCCAAUGAUAAAACUUACAGAGCUUGGGAUAUGGUAUCAAAACGUUGUUUAGAAGUAUACAAUGAACAUGAACACAGAACAUGGUGUAUUGCUGCUUGUCCAUAUAGCUUACAAGUUGCCACAGGAUCUUGCGAGGGCGCUAGCUGUUUAUGGUUUUUGAACUAUAAACGGCCAUUAAGAAUUUUUAUGGGUCAUCUCGAUGAUAUUUUGGUUCUAAAAUUUCAUCCAAAUCAAGUGCUCUUAGCUACUGGUUCAUCAGAUAAAACUGUUAGAGUAUUUGAACUUACAACUGGAGAAUGUCAUAGACUUUUAAUGGGACACUCUGAUUAUAUCACCGGUUUAGAAUUUAAUGCUCAAAAUCCUAAUUAUCUAGCAUCUGCUUCUGGUUGCGGGGAAAUAAUUGUAUGGGAUAUACCAUCUAGUGAAUUGGUAUGGAAGAUUAGAAUCGGCAACAUGUUAUUUUCGGAUCUGGCAUGGUUAACCAAAGAUAUAUUAUUGGCUUCAUUAACUAAUGGUAUCGUCUUAAAAUGUGACACUACACUGAAUUAUGUAGAUUCUUUCUGUAAAGUAAAAGGAUUUGAAACUACAUUUGAUCGUCUUAUGUCUUUACAAAUGUUUGACAAUACAGUAUAUACAAUAGGCAUUCCUGAUAAAUCAGGUGGUCUUAAACCAAUACCUAAGAGAAACAAAGAGAAAUCUUCACAAAUGAAAAAUGAACAAAAAUCACAUAGAGAAUCUUCACCUUUAUCUAAACUAUUUUUCCCGCAACAUAUUAUUGAUAACGAUGGCAAUUCAAUGAAACCUUUACGUGGACUGAGUUCGGCUGUAUCGAAUCCUCCUUAUAAUUAUGAAUAUCAAUUGAAUACUAAUGAUCAAUUUAAAAAAUCAAAUCCAUCAAGUUUUUUGAACAUGAAUUUAAGAUCUGCACCAUUUAAUUUAUCUGCUGAUGAAAUAUCUAAAUUACGCCCCGAAUAUCUAUCAGAAAAUAUACGAUUAGUACCAGCAGUAGCUAUAACUAAUAAUCUUCAAAAUGCUUACCUAUUGCCAAUUCAACCAAUUGUUCGGACAACCAGUCAAAACUCUACUAACAUCCAUUCAACAAAUGAUCAGUUACCGAGUACGAGUAAAUCACAUAAAAUAAAUAAAACUCCAGGAACAUCUAAGUCAAAAAUAACAACAGCAAAACAACAUAACUUUGGUAAUAGUAGUUUAACAAUGCAUACAAGUAUUCAACACAUGCAAAUAAAAACAACUACAGUUAAAGAACAACUGCAUAUAGAUGAUCAGCGAGAAACCAAUACGUUAGUCCAACAGUAUCUACAAACAACUAGCACAAGUAUUCAUAAGCAGCAAACUUCAAAUCUAAUGCAAGUUACACGUUCUGGGAUAAGCUCUCAAUUACUUCAGAAUAGCAUUGUGCAGCAAGAGCAACAGCAACAGAGUGUGGGAAGUAAUGCCAGUGUAGCUGGAACAAAUGUCCAACAGCAGCAGUCAUUACAACAGAUACGGUCUAAUACAAAUUUAACCAAAGGGAAUGUUCAAAAGCAACAGCGCUUAUCUCCACAAACAAAUAAUCGAUCGUCCAAUACCAACGUUACUCAACGUCCAUCUCCUAGACAAAGUCCUAAUAAACCAUCUUCUUUGGACUAAACGUACACAGGUCAACAAACUCGCAUGCCUUGAUGACUGAUACCACUGAUGAUUGGUAAGCUUGGUUCAAGGUAAUUAAUGAUUCUGAAUUAAAAAAUAUAUACCUCUACUUACUACUUAUUUAAAUAUAAUUAUUUUCCAAAAUGUAAUUCUUAGUAUUUGUAAUCAUAAGUUAUACACUAUUUAUACAUUUUAUAUUUUAUCUUUUUAAGUAAAACAAAACUAUUACAAUUAUUACUUUAUUUUUAAACUUAAAUUAUUCUUUAAUUUAUUAUACUACAUCUAGAGUGUUCAAACCUAUAUUGGCUCCCAGGGGGCAUCAUAGGUUAUUAUCAAGGAAGCUUUAUCUGCAGUAGAGAGUGUUUAAUUGUUUAUUUUAUUAUUAUCAUUAUUUAUAUUGGAGGCAUUUAAAUUGCUUUAAAAAAUGAAAAAACCAGGAAACAAAAAAGAUUGAAAACCUCUGUAAUACACUAUUAUCUUAUACUUGAUGUUAUUUGUGCUAAUGACAUUUAUAAUUUUAUGAAAAUUAGAUAAUUAUUUUUAUCAUUUGUUUUUAUGUUUAAUUUUUAUAGUUAAAUAUUAUUUUUUAUUUAUUCUAUAAUUGGUUUGAAACAAAUAUAUUAUAUACUAAUAUAAACAAAUAGCUUAAGAUAAUACUUACCAAGUAUUAAUUUUAAAAUGUAUGUUGUGCGUUUUUAAGAUAUUAAUUAUUAUUAUUCAAGUUUAUUCAAUUUGAAACAACCGUGCAGUUUAGAUAUAAAAAUAUUAAUGUUAAGAAUUAAAUUUAGUUUUGAAUCAUAAAUGGAAAACUUACAAUCUUUUCAUUAACAGAAAAACUAUUUUUAAAAAUUUAAUAAGUUAUUUCUUUCAAGUGAUUUUAAAUCACAUUAUGUAAUAAUUAAUCUUACAAAUUAAAAUUUAAGUACAAUUUUUUACUCAAACAAUUUUUUUAAUACAAUAUUAACGCAUCACAUGUAUUUUGAUUCCUAUUAAUUGAACCAAAAAUUAAAAGAAAGAACUACAAUUUGUUGUUCAUCAUUUGACUAAGUGUUAAUUUUUAUGUUAUCAUUGUAAUACCUAUGCAUUUGUAUUAAAUUUAUUGUUGCAAAUGUUUUUUUUUUAAAGGAUAUGUUUUUUGAAAAAUAAAAUCAUAUAGACAUUAAUAAAUCAUGUACAAAAUAAUUAUUAUGUAUAAUUUAUGUGUGAAGUUUUUUAUUUGCAUUUUAUAUAAUAUGUAAUCGGAGCAAAUUUAUUUUUAAAAAUUACUCAUUAAUAAAAUAACCAAUCGUAUUAAGAGGAUGUUAUACCCGCAUGUGUUGUCUCUGUUUUACUAAUGUAGUAAUGUAGAUUAUAGCAAAUUUUCGUUCAGCAGAAUACAUUUUGUGAUGUUAGCUUUAAUAUUAGAGUAAAUUUACCUAUUAUAAAAUUUAAAGGUAAGAAUAUUAUCUAGAAAAUGUCAUAUGCUUUUAUUGAUAUUAUCAUUUUAAAAUGAAUUAUAGCUAUGUAUAAUAUUUUAACUUUAAAGUAUUUAUAUUUCACUUUAAAAUGAUAAUAUCAAUAAAAGCAUAUGGCAUUUUCUAGAUAUUAUUCUUACCUUUAAAUUUUAUAAUAGGUAAAUUUACUCUAAUAUCAAAGCUAUCAUCACAAAAUCUGUUCUGCUGAAUGCGAAUUUGCUGUGAUCUACAUUAGUAAGACAGGAACAACACAUGCGGGUAACGUCCUCUUAACAGUCCAAAAUUACAUACAUACAUUUAAAAUAGUCGAUACGGAUUAUUGAUAUCUUUCUGUAAUGUGUAUUACACGCUGAUUCUACAUAGAAAUAAUUAAAACAAAACAAUGUUUAUAUUUCUAAAAAUAUUUGUAUUGACCUGUAGCAAUGGAAAACCUUAAAUAUUAUUUUAUCCAUUCAUUUCAUUGAAUGUCUGAACCUGAAAUUGAUAUUUGGGUUAUGAAAAUUAAUACAUUUUUUCAGACGUCUCGUCUGUCCAAUAAUUAUGAUUUUCUCUUAUGUGCAAAAACAUGUACAAUUUAAAUCUUACUUUUUUAUCAGAAUAACAUUGCUCACAAAAAUUUUACAUUUUAAUUGAAUGUAGUAAAACAGCUUUGAAAUUUAAAAAAAAAUGUUGCAUUUGAGUAAUUCCUUCUAAUAAUAAGUUAUGUUCUAUAGCAGUGAUUGGCAACCUUUUUGGACUCUCGGGCCACAUUCAUAAAUUAAUAAGUUCGCGGGCCAGACAAAAAUAAAAAUUUUUAAUAUUCAAUUAAACUUUGUUGUAGUAGAAUUUAAAGCGGGCCGGAUGCGGUUCGCGGGCCGCCGGUUGCCAACCACUGUUCUAAAGUAAAGGUCUUCAACUUUUCUAGGCUGUGGACCACCUAUUGUUUUAAAGAAAUCUUAUGGACCAAAUUCAUAAUAAAAACAUGUAUUAAAUGAUUAACAAUGCUAUAUGAUAUGCUUAAAAUGUGUUCACAUACCACAAAUAACAAAGAGGUGGAUUGCGGGUGUAAGACCCCUGAUUUAUUGUAUUGUCAUUAAUCUAAUUUAACAUUUAGUCUUAACUAGCAUUUAAUCAUCAUUUUUUCCAGAUAUAAUAAUGAUCAUUUUAUGUUUUAAAUAUGAAUUUUUAUAAAUUAUUUUUAAGAAUACUCAUGAUUUUUUUUUUUAUUGCUUGUAAACUUUUAACAAAUGGUGUGUACAAUUUUUAUUAUAUUAUAAAAUUAAAAAAAUUAAAAUAAAUUUUGCGAUAAAAGUAUAAAAAUUAUACAUUUAUCUAUGAACUGA